CCUCUGAGGCGGAAGAUCACAGAUGCAUCUUUUCGGCAAGACGUUAACCGAGGCCUCCGCUUUUGAAGAGCAGGGAGUUGACAGUCAAAGAAUAAUCCAUGAAAAGUGCGGUGCUUUGGGACCUACAGGUGAUGUGAACGGCGCCAAGUAAAUGCAAGGUAUUCUUGAUUGAUGGUGGCAAGUGGAUGGACUUAAAAAUGAUUUGUGAUGUGACUGGGAACAAGUAAAAGACGGAACUGGAAGACGAUUAGGACUUAAAUGCACAUGGAAGAUUGAGUGCUUUUGUAGCAACCAUCUGGACAGGAAACAAGUCGCUGGGUAGGGUUUUACAGACAAUGGGAGGCAGGGUUGGGGCCGAAGGGGGUGGGGUUGUUCGUUUUCCACGUGGGUCGACUGGUUCCAAACAGUCCCGUUAAAAGUGGCAGCGGUCGGCGCUGGUGCAGAGCUCCGAGGGUGGGCGGUCAGAAGUCACAGGCACCACCGGCGGGAAGAACCGCUUUACUCGGGCAACCUGCAUUCCGGGAGCGGCAGAUCCUUCAGGUCCUGACACCCCAGGGACCAGCAGCGAUUUAUUAACGUGCACAGGCAACAAGGCGAAAUAUCACCCCGAAACUGACAAGGCGAGAAGUCUUUUGUUUUAACGUGGAAACGGGCACUUUCUGAAAAGCCACUUCCGGAGCCUCUCUCUCUCUCUGUCUCUUUCCAUCAACACUGAGUUACGGGAUGUCGCCUUUCCCUCUCAUCCUUUUGACCAUUGAGCUGUUGGGUUUUUCGGCAACUUCCAAGCCCCACCGGUUCGACAGGACUCUGUUUCUGAUAGCUGAGAGCGAUCGAGGGGGUUUGUGCAACAUUGAUUGCUCCCGAGCUCAACAGAAGCCAGUCUGUGGGAGUGACAGGAAGUUCUACAAAUCCCACUGUGCUUUUCAACGAGCAAAAUGCAGGGACCCAACCCUUGAAACCAAGCCUCGGAGCCGGUGCAGUGAAAGGGCCACAGCAAGAUGUCGAGAAGACAGAGCCCAAGCACUUGCACAAACAAGGAGAGCAACAGACUCCAUCAUUGUCCCAGAAUGCAAUGAGGAUGGCUCCUUUGCACAGGUUCAGUGCCAUAAAUUGACAGGCUAUUGCUGGUGUGUCACACCUGACGGCAAACCAAUCAGUGGAUCUUCAGUCCAUAACAGGACUCCAACCUGUUCAGAUUCUACUAAGGACAAAACAUCCCAGCGGGGGCGUGACUCUAGCAGGAUGCAACAAGGAAUAAAGCUUCGACCCACCACAAGGACUCUGAUUCGCAACACAGGUAAAGGUGAAGCACUGGAUCAUCACAAGCAGAGACCUGUUGAGGACAGACACAAAGAUGCACUGCUCAUCUCCAAAAAUCCAGAACUGACAUAUCCAGCCCUAUGGUUUCUAUUCACUAGAGAUGCCAAAUCAAACCGCAGUGCCAAGCUAGACCAGCCAGUGUCAUGUGACCAGGAACGUCGCUCUGCCAUCGAAGAAGCAAAACAGCAUCAGUACGAGGGGGCCUUUGUUCCACAGUGCAGCUCAAAUGGAUUAUACAAACAGGUGCAGUGCCACCAAGCUACUGGAUACUGUUGGUGUGUUCGAGUUGAUUCAGGACAUCCGAUCCAAGGCACAACUGCACGUAACCAGACACCUGAUUGUGGCAGUGCUGGAAGGUCAAAAAUCUCUGAGAUGGCUCCCCUUUUCAGAGAUAGGAAACUCCAAGGUUGUCCUGGUGGAAAGAAGACUGAAUUUGUGGCAGGAUUAUUAAAGUCCCUCAUCAUGGACAUGGACCAGAUUGGUUACCAUCCAACAUGGAGAAGAGUUUCUGAAGGAUCUACUAGUUUCCUGUUGGAGGAUCGUGCUAUUCGCUGGUAUUUUGGGAGACUAGACAAGGACUUCAACAAUGAGAUCUCUGAGAAAGAGUUGAGGCCCUUUAAAGUUUACCUGAGGAAGAAUGCCAAGCCAAAGAAGUGCACAAGAAAGUUUAUAGAAUACUGUGACCUUAACAGCAGCAAGUCCAUUUCACUUCACGAGCUGAAGGGAUGCUUGGGGUUCAUCAAAAGCAGAAGUAGGCCUUUGUUUUAAUGACUUUUUGUCUUCACGUUUAUCAAAGUGAAGAUGUUCGUGCAGAAGUAUGGGGAGUAAGUACAGUAUAGAAGUUAUGUGACUGAAUUAAUAACCCAGAAGUCGAUAUGUUAAUUUGGUGGAUUGGAGUCUACUUUGCUUCUUUGACUAUUGUAACCACCUUCCCAAACUCACCUGUUAACAAAGGAAAUGUCUGGAGAAACUCAGCAGGCCUGGGAGUAUUUGUAGCGAGAAAGCAGAGUUAAAAUUUCGACCCCAGUGACCUUUGUUCUGAACUCAGUUCUAGUGUUAACUCUGCUUUCUCUCUGCAGAUGCUGCCAGACCUGCUGAGUAUCUCCAGCAAUUUCUGUUUUUGUUCUGGAUUUCCAGCAUAUGCAGUUCUUUGGUUUUUUUUGUUCAUCGGUUACCAAGUUUAUCAACUGCAUUAAGAAUAUAUAUUGUAUAUAGACUGGUACAAUGCCUGACUGAACCAAUAUCACUGUCAUAAACUGAGUGUCUAUCGUCAUCUCGAAAUGCUUUUACAAUGAGUGUAUUGGCUGACACAAUAUUCUGGAAGUACCACAGAAACUGUGUAAUGAAUAUCAAGGUCACUACAAUGAAGGUCUGGUUUUGACCAAUUGCUUCAUUUUGUUGAUAGUUAUGGAUCUAUUUUAUUAAUAAAUCUUCUCAGCUA
Molecule: messenger RNA, 2761 nt
Organism: Hemiscyllium ocellatum (epaulette shark)
Lineage: Eukaryota; Metazoa; Chordata; Chondrichthyes; Orectolobiformes; Hemiscylliidae
Product: SPARC-related modular calcium-binding protein 1-like
Exons: 12
Coding region: 724-2088 (454 amino acids)
Biological process (GO): extracellular matrix organization
Cellular component (GO): basement membrane
Molecular function (GO): protein binding; extracellular matrix binding; heparin binding
Source: RefSeq, a predicted model, not a curated record